Triticum dicoccoides is the source of this 1890-nucleotide messenger RNA. RefSeq names its product UDP-glycosyltransferase 87A1-like. NCBI's taxonomy places the organism in Eukaryota, Viridiplantae, Streptophyta, Magnoliopsida, Poales, Poaceae. Bases 19 to 1419 code for a protein of 466 amino acids. The transcript has 3 exons. Gene Ontology annotation, molecular function: quercetin 7-O-glucosyltransferase activity; quercetin 3-O-glucosyltransferase activity. The record is from RefSeq and is a predicted model, not a curated record.
UCCGCACAGAAUCAAACAAUGGCCACGUCCGCAACGGCGGCUCGGCACAUGGUCGCUUUGCCGUACCCGGGCCGCGGCCACAUCAACCCCAUGCUCGCCGUGUGCCGCCUGCUCGUCGCCGCGGACGGCGCCCUCACGGUCACCGUCGUCGUCACAGAGGAGUGGCACGGGCUGCUGGCCUCCGCCGGAGUGACCCCCACGCUGCCGGACCGCGUCCGCCUCGCCACCAUCCCCAACGUCAUCCCCUCCGAGCACGGCCGCGGGGCCGACCACGGCGGCUUCAUCGAGGCCGUAAACUGCAAGAUGGGGGAGCCCGUCGAGCGGCUGCUCGACCGGCUGGCGUUGGAGCUGGGGCGGAGGCCAGAUGCUAUCGUGGCCGACACGUACCUGCAGUGGGCGGUGGCGGCCGGCGCGCGGCUCGGCGUGCCGGUGUGCUCGCUUUGGACCCAGCCGGCCACGUUCUUGUUGGCGCUCUGCCAUUUGGACCUGUGGCGACCAGCGGUUGAAGGUUUCAGCGAAGAAGAACUAAGCCGCAAGUCGUUGGAGCAAUAUGUACCGGGCCUCUCAUCAGUGAGGUUGUCUGAUGUCAAGAUCUUCCUCGCUUGGGAGGGGCCAAUCAAAAUAUCAGCGGAGGUGUUCGUCAAAGUACGCAAAGCGCAGUGCGUCCUAUUUACCUCCUUCCACGAGCUCGAGCCCAGUUCCAUGAGCAAAAUAGCAGAGUUACUUCCCUGCCCCAUCUAUCCAAUCGGCCCUGCAAUCCUGCGUGCGCCGGACAACGGGGAGAGCGCCCGUGACGAGGAGCACCGGCGCUGGCUGGACGCGCAGCCGCAGAACUCGGUGCUGUACGUCUCGUUCGGCAGCUUCGUCGCCAUGCCGCCCAAGCAGUUCGAGGAGAUCGCCGUGGGGCUGUGCGACAGCGCGGUCAGGUUCUUCUGGGUGGCCCGGGACAGGGCCACCGCCGGCCUGCGGGAGAUGUGCGGCGACAGGGGGUUGGCGGUGCCGUGGUGCGACCAGCAGGAGGUGCUGCGCCACCCGUCCGUCGGCGGCUUCCUCAGCCACUGCGGGUGGAACUCGGUGCUCGAAGCCGUGUGCGCUGGAGUGCCCUUGAUUGGCUUCCCUGUUGUGUGGGAUCAGCUGGUGAAUGCCCGGAUGGUCGCCGACGAAUGGAAGACCGGCAUCAACCUGAGGCAGCAGAGGGGAAAGGAUGGGAUCGUGAGCAGGGCCGCGGUCUCUGAUGCCGCGAGGAAGCUGAUGGAUUUGGACAGCGGCGCUGGCCAGGAGAUGAGGAGAAGGGCUGCGCAGCUGCGCGAGGCUUCCCGUGGUGCGGUCCUCGAAGGCGGCUCGUCGCAGCGUUCUCUCAGCGGUUUCCUGGAGGAUCUUGUUGAGGGGAAAUUGGAGGUCGCUGAAAGUUCUGCGUGAGUUCUUCGUUUAGUCCAGUCACCGCCAGAAAAAUACUAGCUGCUUGUGGUUCAAAAUGGUGCAUCAUAGCAAGGCCAUAUGUUAUUUUUGAGCAUAGAAAUUUCAAUUUUAAGGCUCACAAUCUCGCAAAGCAUACAUGUAAUCUAGGCAUAGACAUACAUGUGUGGUUGGGCACUUCUGGUGACCCAACUAUUGUAUCUAUGAACAUUACUCUUAUUCAAUAAAGCAUGGGAGAUUUCUCAAAAAAAAAAAAAGCAAGGCCAUGUGUCCUACAGAUAUUUCAUUUUUUUUGCUGCACUUGAGAGCAUUCUGACCGAUCCCUAUCCGGCGUUAGAGAAAAACAAAUUCGAUUUUGGUCACUACUAGGCGCCGGUGCGCCGGCCCAACUUUGAGCCGGUCAUACCAGCAGCGUCCGAUCGAACAACUCAUGGUCGUACGAUUCUCUUCUUUACUUUCACCAGGCGUCUUCUU